AAAAAAUCCUUGGGAUCGGAACUAUACGAGCAAGUUUGGUACCACCUGGAUCUUAUAGAAAAGGACUAUUUUGGUCUACAAUUUACUGAUGCCAACCACGUGUCGCAUUGGUUGGAUCCUACAAAAAUGAUCAGAAAACAGGUUAAAACUGAACUGGGGGAUUACGAUCCGGAAGUUCACACUCCUGGCUUCAUUUCAGAAUUUCGUUUUGUGCCUGAACAAACUGAAGAAAUGGAGCUGGACAUCUUGAGCCAUUACAAAAUGUGCAAGGAUCAAACACCAGCUCAGUCAGAACUUAAUUACCUCAGUAAAGCCAAGUGGCUGGAAAUGUACGGUGUCGACAUGCACACCGUACUGGGUAAAGAUGGCAAUGAAUACUCAUUAGGCCUAACACCUACAGGUAUACUUGUUUUUGAAAACUCUACAAAAAUCGGUUUGUUUUUUUGGCCUAAAAUAACAAGACUGGAUUUCAAGAGUAAAAAAUUGACUUUAGUUGUGGUUGAGGAUGAUGAUGAGGGUCAUGAACAGGAGCACACGUUUGUUUUCCGUUUAUAUAAUGGCAAAGCUUGUAAACACCUGUGGAAGUGUGCUGUGGAGCAUCAUGCUUUCUUUAGGCUGAAAGGUCCUGUAAAAAAUAUGUCAACAAGACAGAACUUUUUCAGGAUGGGAUCUAGAUUUAGAUACAGUGGUAGAACAGAGUUACAAGCUACCCAAAAUCGAGCUAGACGUACUGUACAGUUUGAACGUCGUCCAAGUCAAAGGUAUUCUCGUCGAAUUACUCAUGAUCGCCGUAGAGAAACUGCAAAUUUAAAAGACAGUAAUGAAAGUAAGACAAAUAGAGUCUUUCCAACUCUUGCUGCUAAUGUUGCUUCAACACCAGAGGUCACCACUGCUGUUGACAGCACAACCAUUACAACACCACCAGUAACUAAGGCCUCAGAAGACCAAGCAUUACCUCUGACCACAGUGUCUUCUGUUCCUUCAUCACCCUCCAUGGUCACUUCUACAGCUAGCAGUGCUCCUAUAUGUACUGUAACAGUGGUCAGUUCCCCAGAGGAGAGGCUGGACACUCUUAUCAAAUCCUUAUCUAAGGAGAAGGCUAGUGAAGUAAAAGGAGAUACAAAGAAUGAGUAUUCAGUAUCUCCUGUGUCGGGGAAGAAUGAAGAUACAACUGCAACAACGAUGUCAGAAUCUGAGGUUUUAGCAGCGAAGUUGAAAGGUUUGGAUUCCACCAGUUCUCCUCAGUCCAAACGAUCUGUGUCUAAUGCCAGCAGCUCGAGUGCUGCUAGCUCUACUACUAAAGAUGGGAGCAUUUUAAAAAAUAACCAGAUGUGGCCUAGCAGUGGUGGUGGUGGAGCUCGACCCAUUCCUCCAGACCAGAUGAAAUGCAACAUUCUUAAAGCUAAAGCUGAUGAGGAAAGAAGUAAAUGUGAAAAGUCUGAAAAACCUGAAAAUCAGUAUUCUUUGCUAAGUAAAGAAACGAUACUGACAACAAAAGACUCAAAAACAAUUGUUAUAUUAAAUAGUGAUAGCAGCUGCAAUGGAAAACUAAAAAAUGGUGACAUGCUAACUGAAGAUAUCCAAAAACAGAAUGGAUGUUCUAGUAUCAAAGAAGAUUCAUCCUGUACCAACCCUUUUUUUUCUAUGGAUCAGACUUCCAGUACAGCUACUACCACUAGGUCUCCUGAUGCUAGACCUUGUAUCAUUCCCUUAAUCUUAAAUCAUGCCUCAGAAAAUAGGCUUUCUGAGAAUGACGAUACUAUUCCGUUGUUGGGUAGUUAUCCUAGUAGCCCCACAUCAUCCUCUGUAAGUCCUUCUUACAUCACUAAUAUCACCAUUGUCCCUGUUUCUGGUUCAUGUGAAGAAAAGUGUUCGUUUACUGAAAACCUCAUUCCUAAAGUCGUAAUCUCAACCCCUGAAGAAAGUGAGAUUCCCCAGCAGUCGCAUGAACAAAAAAGCCCCCAUUGUGGUACAAGGCCUAAACCCCAAGAUAAUGCUUGCAACCAGGUAACUUCUGCUGGGGCAGAGCAAGGCGGAUCUGACUCUGAGGAAGACGGGACACAAACUAAAGUGCUCACUGAGACAUCAUUUGCUGCAGCAAACCCUAUUACUAGAUCUGUGUCGUCUGCCAGUUCUCGGAAUGUUGCGUUAUUGAAGAAGACAUCUUCCUCUUCUAAUUCUAGUGUUCUUUCGCCCUGGCACGUUUCCACUGGUGAGAGCAUGACACGACGAGAGAGCGAGAGGCUCCAUCAUCGUACCGUAAUGACCACAGAAUUAUGAUUUGUUUUUUGUGACUUUCCAUUAUUGCUAAAGCAUUAUAUUCGUUUUAUAUUAAUGUUUCUAGUAAAUAAUAUUUACUUAUUACGACUUUACUGUUUACAUUCCCAAAUAUAUUUUGUAUGUAUUGUGCUCUUUGUUUUGCUAUUACAUUUAUUAGGUAACAGCUGAUAUUUUCUUGAUGUGCGUGCUUUAUUAUGUCUUGUAAAAUACCCAUUUAUGAAUUCAGAAUCUUGUUAUAUUAGAUGUGGUUUUAUUCUGUGUAAAAUAUAUGUAUCAUUGUGUUAUAGCUAUUUAAUUAUUAAACGUUUUACAUGAUAAGACAAAAAUUACACAUUCACGACAGUCAUGGACCAUCUGUCUUACAGUUUGACAUAAUAUUGUACAAAAAUACAGUUACAUCUUAAGAUUUUACUAAUCAAAUAAGUAUUUCUUGUUUUUAUUUACAAUAUGUAAAUUAUAUUUCUGGCUGUAAUUGACAAUAAGCAAUAUUUAGAGAUGUUACUGUAAAAUCUUUAGCAUAUAUAAUAAAUAAACAUUUAUUAACGUUCAUUAGGGGUGAUGCUGUCAGUCAUCUUCACAAAAUUAUAUUUGUGCAUAAAGGGGUUUUUUUGAUAGUGUUUUUGAAGUGGUUAGUACUGUUUUUAAAAUAUUAGCAUUGGUUCAGUAGACAUGAAGGUAAAAUUCAGGGUUUUAUAAUAACAGUUCAAACAACUUGUAGCUGUUUUAUUACACCAAACUUGUUUUUGUCAUUAAACGAAAAGCUUUUAUUAUUUGUAUGUGUAAUUGCAUCAAGAAAGAAAAGUACUCUUUACUAUUUAGAAAAUGUGUUAUUCCUCAGUUAAAAGUAGUGCAAGUAAUAAUCAUUUUUAUUAUUUAUACUUCUAUUUAUGUGGGUUAACAUUCUUGUGGCAUCUUUCUAUUUGAUAUCUUCAGGUGUAUGAAGUUUAUUUGAUAUGGUUCUUUUAUUAUGUAACUAAAAUUGCAAAAUAUCAUUCCAGCAAAAUAUUUGAGUUUGUUUUUGUUGAUAGAUACCAACCAGUAUAAUAGAAAUAGCCGAAUUCCGUUUCUUCUACUAAGUUGUAUAUAAACUAUGCAUUACAGUUGUAGUUGUACCGAUCUCUCUCUCUCUCUAUUUCUUUUUUUUUGUUCUGUGUGUGUGUGUGUGUGUAUAUCUAACUGUGUUUUUUUUUUAACGAAGUUUGUGAGGGUACAAAUUUAAAUUUUGGAACCACUUUAUGGACAGCUGGCUGAGUUAUGUGUUGGUAUGGGCUUUAAUAUAAAAAAGUUCAGUUAAAAAUAUUUUAAUAUGAGAAUUAAUUGACUUGUGCCAUAUUCUGUGGAUAUAAAACAAAAUUUUCUAUUUCUAAAUAAUAUUUACUUCCCACUCAAUCUUGAGGAAUUUAUUAUGUUAGCUUGUUUAAAUAUGUAUUGAAGAAAGUAAUUUAUAACAAGAAAACCAGCAAGUUUGAAAAGUACCAGAGUUAUCAUUAUGUGUGUACAAUAGGAUUGAAUACUCUUCAGAUUACAUUUGAAAGUUUUAAGCAUUGAUAUAUAUAUAUACAUACACACAUUAUAGUUUUUUUUUAUCUGACAUAUUGGAAUCGAUUUCUAUCGAAACACAUUUUUUGAAUCUUCAGUAGACAAGACUUGGUUGAUAUAGUCUCGCUAAUUAGUUAAAUGGAACAGAGACUUAGAAAGGACAGUGUGUAAAAAAAUCUCCAAUGUAGCCACAGUUUUUCCUUCUUCACUCUGUACUAGCAGAGUUAUAGGAGUUGAUGUAUCGUGGUUGCCAUGGUAACGGUUUUCAGGAUCUCUGCUUAACCUGAAACAGGGUACCCUGAUAGAUUUAUAUGCAUUUUGUUUUUUUAAAUCUGGAAUUAAUAUCUAACAAAUCUGAUUCAGGUGAUUUGAAAUGACUUUUGAUUUUAUGCUGAGGUUAUAAGGACUGUAAAUAUAUUUAAAAUAUCUACCUGAUUUCUAUCAAAGUUAUUCAAAUCCACAUUAAAAAAAAGUGUUUCAUUAUUACAAAGGCUACUGUAUUCUUUAGUUAAUACUUUUUAGAUGCUGGAAGUGCAAAGCAUGGACAUUCCAUAUUGUUGAUAUUUAGUUUUUUUUAAGAUAUGUGCUUCAGUUUUAUUUAAUAAUAAAGCUAUUAUAAGAUUCCAAGAAAUCCCUAUCGUUGACUUUAUACGUGCCAUUUUAAAAUUAGGCCUAAUAUACAGUUAAGUGCAAUUGAGAUCUGUUAUUAUAGCUGUGACAUAGGGUUCAUUUUUGAAAUCUUUAUAUAAAGAGCUUUUAAGAAACUAAGAUCUUUAAAAGGUUUAGGCUGUAGUAUUCACUAAUGAUUUUCUUCCCUCAAUUUACAGCAGCAUUAUAUAAAGUUUUACUGGUGUUUUUGUACUGAUGAGAAUUUGAUAAAAUCUCAAUAAACUUCAAAAUUUCGACA
Limulus polyphemus (Atlantic horseshoe crab) is the source of this 4726-nucleotide messenger RNA. RefSeq names its product band 4.1-like protein 5. NCBI's taxonomy places the organism in Eukaryota, Metazoa, Arthropoda, Merostomata, Xiphosura, Limulidae. The annotation marks the transcript as partial. The record is from RefSeq and is a predicted model, not a curated record. The transcript is spliced from 14 exons. Gene Ontology annotation, cellular component: cytoskeleton.